Messenger RNA from Periconia digitata, 1689 nucleotides. The record is from the annotation of a GenBank genome assembly. Lineage: Eukaryota; Fungi; Ascomycota; Dothideomycetes; Pleosporales; Periconiaceae.
GCCGCGAUGAGGGACGUGGAAAUGCACGAUGCGGAUCUGCGGAACCAGAUUUCUUCGCUGAAGUCUAUCGACAACAUAGCCUACUCGUCAAGCAAAUCCUCGAGCGUGGGUAGCGAUGAGCAGGUGCUCGCGCGAUUUGGUAAAAGGCAACAGUUCAAGCGAAACUUCAAUCUGUUGACUAUCGUGGCAUUAUGCAGCACAGUCAUGAAUUCAUGGGCAGGCAUGUUGACUGGCCUCCAAGUUACGCUGUUUAACGGUGGACCGACUGGUUUUCUCAUAUCGUUUCCUGUUGUCUUCCUCGGCGUCCUCAUGCAAACCUUGAUAGUAGCUGAGCUAUCAUCAAUGAUGCCACUGGCGGGUGGUCAGUACAACUGGGUCGCCAUACUGUCUCCCCCUCGCCUUUCCAAUUUUCUUUCCUACUUCACUGGCUGGAUCAUUACCAUUGCAUGGCAAGCGGGCGCCGCCGGAGUCGCAUUCUUGACGUCCAACCUUAUCCUAGCUCUAGCUAACGUAACGCACCCGGACUAUGCCAUGCAGAAGUGGCAUGUAACCCUCACAUUAUUCGCAGUGAUUGCCUUGGGAGUGUUUGUGUGUACGGUUCUGGGGAGGAUUCUGCCAAACAUCGAAUCGCUCGCAUUCGUCAUUUUCGUCAUGGGCUUUUUUGUCUUGCUGAUCGUUCUGUCGUAUCUCGCGCCUAAGACGGAUAGUCCGCAAGUUUUCCAUAACUUCUUUAACGGGGGCGAAUGGAACAACAACGCUGAAGCUGUUUUCGUUGGUGCUAUCCCGAUUAUGUUUGGAUUCAAUGGAAAUGAUGCUGGUGUUCAUCUAGCUGAAGAAGUCAAAGGCGCUUCCAGAGUUGUGCCGAAGGCUACCAUCAUCUCAGUGGUGCUGUACUUUGUCAUGGGUUAUUCCAUGGCAGUUCUCAUACUGUACUGCUUUACGUUAGAGGAAGUACUCACCAGUCAAUACUCAAUUCCAGUACUGGGUAUAUUCCAAAAAGUGACGCAAUCCAAUGGCGGAACAGCAGCUUUGGCAUCGCUCAUCAUCGUCAUGUUGAUAUUCGGAACGAUCGGCGCAAUGACGACAGCUUCCCGUAUGCUAUGGGCUUUUGCCAGAGAAGACGGCGUUCCUUUUUCUCGGUACAUUUCCAGAAUCGAACGCAGAUCAGGCCUCCCACUUUACUCUAUCGCCACGACUGCCAUCAUUUCUAUGCUCUUCGCUCUCAUAGGCCUCGGAUCUGACGCUGCAUUCAAUGCUUUGACGGGACUCACAGUCGCUUCGUUCUACACCGGCUUCAUGGGUUGCGCCAUCCUUAUGCUGUACCGCCAUUUCACCGUAUCGAACAUGCCGUGGGGUCCCUUCCAACUAGGCAUGUGGAGGGUUCCAGUGGCGAUUUUGUCGCUAGUCUACAGUAUUACAGGAAUCAUCUUCUGCUUCUGGCCACCCGUGGCGCUUGUUACAGUUGAAACAUUCAAUUGGUCGCUAGUUGUGUUUGUCGGGGUGGUAAUGAUCUCGAUCGGGUGGUGGGCAGUGAGCGCUCGGAAGACCUACCAAGGGCCAAGGAUGGAGAUUUCUAGCCAAAGAUGGCUGGAGCUGUUUGCUGAGCCGGGCAUGUGCGUGGAACAAGAGCCCAGUCCUGCAAAGACGCCAGAACGGAGAGAGCAUAGCGCGGAUCAUCUGUCGCCGUGA